This is a messenger RNA of Colletotrichum acutatum, 381 nucleotides long. RefSeq lists its product as uncharacterized. The transcript is spliced from 3 exons. Gene Ontology annotation, molecular function: ubiquitin protein ligase binding; structural constituent of ribosome; protein tag activity. Gene Ontology annotation, cellular component: ribosome; nucleus; cytoplasm. Lineage: Eukaryota; Fungi; Ascomycota; Sordariomycetes; Glomerellales; Glomerellaceae. Gene Ontology annotation, biological process: protein ubiquitination; translation; modification-dependent protein catabolic process. The record is from RefSeq and is a predicted model, not a curated record. The annotation marks the transcript as partial.
AGUUUCGUGAAGACCCUGACGGGUAAGACCAUUACCCUUGAGGUCGAGUCCUCCGACACGAUCGACAAUGUCAAGUCCAAGAUCCAGGACAAGGAGGGCAUCCCCCCUGACCAGCAGCGCCUGAUCUUCGCUGGCAAGCAGCUUGAGGAUGGCCGCACCCUCUCCGACUACAACAUCCAGAAGGAGUCCACCCUCCACUUGGUCCUCCGCCUCCGUGGUGGUAUCAUUGAGCCCUCUCUUAAGGCUCUUGCCUCCAAGUUCAACUGCGACAAGAUGAUCUGCCGCAAGUGCUACGCUCGUCUUCCCCCCCGUGCGACCAACUGCCGUAAGCGCAAGUGCGGUCACACCAACCAGCUCCGCCCCAAGAAGAAGCUCAAAUAG